Messenger RNA from Arabidopsis lyrata subsp. lyrata, 1261 nucleotides. RefSeq names its product prohibitin-5, mitochondrial. The record is from RefSeq and is a predicted model, not a curated record. Gene Ontology annotation, cellular component: mitochondrion; membrane. The coding region runs from base 353 to 1159 and encodes 268 amino acids. Gene Ontology annotation, biological process: mitochondrion organization. The transcript has 2 exons. NCBI's taxonomy places the organism in Eukaryota, Viridiplantae, Streptophyta, Magnoliopsida, Brassicales, Brassicaceae.
CCAAGAAGAUUUUGGGUGAGGGUUUAACGCGCAAGAUAGAGAUGGCGAGUACAUCGCGGGAACUGGAACAACUUAUUAAAAUUAACGGGCCACGUAAAAUAAAAAAGGCCCAUAUUUAAGCCUACUAAUAUUAAUGCUUAUAAGAAACACGUGGCAGCUAUGGUUAACAGAAAACUGGCCCGCUAAAUAAGAGAACCCGCCCAAUAAUAAGCUUUCUCCUUUACUUCCGACUCACGCAAGAAAAUUCCCUAUAAAACCUCAUCCCCUGCGUUCUCUAACUACUUCUCACCUAUCUGACAUAAAAAGAAACCCUAAAACCUAAAGUCCAUACAGGAGACAUUCGAAGCCAAUCAUGCCUUGGGCAAAGUUCACAAAGGUGGCUCUAGGUUUAGGAGCUGCCAUAACGGCCGUGAGAUCAACAACGUACACCGUUGAUGGUGGCCAGAGAGCUGUUAUGUUCCACCGAUUCGAAGGGGUUCUAGAGGAACCAGUAGGAGAAGGGACACAUCGUAAGAUUCCGUGGGUGCAAAAGCCUUAUAUCUUCGACAUUCGGACUAGGCCCUACGAAAUCAAGUCCGACUCUGGAACUAAGGAUCUUCAGAUGGUCAACCUCACACUUCGUGUUAUGUUUCGCCCUGAUGUUUCGCGCCUCGCGUACAUAUACCAAAACUUAGGUCUCGACUACGGUGACAAGGUCCUACCAGCGAUCGGGACAGAGGUGUUGAAAGCGGUGGUGGCUCAGUUCAACGCUGACGAGCUCUUAACAGAACGUCCACAGGUCUCGGCUCUUAUACGUGAAACGCUGAUCAAGCGAGCUAAGGAGUUCAACAUAGUUCUCGAUGACGUGUCGAUCACGGAUCUCUCCUACGGUAAAGAGUUCUCGCUUGCGGUGGAGCGGAAGCAGGUGGCGCAGCAAGAAGCUGAGCGGUCCAAGUUCGUAGUGGCAAAGGCUGAUCAGGAGAGACGAGCGGCUGUGAUUAGAGCAGAAGGAGAGAGCGAGGCAGCUCGGGUUAUAUCGAAAGCGACUGCAGAGGCUGGGAUGGGGUUGAUUGAGCUUAGGAGGAUCGAGGCGGCUAGAGAGGUUGCGAUUACGCUCUCUAACUCUCCCAAUGUUGUCUAUUUGCCAAGUGAUGGGAAUAUGCUGUUUAAUUUGCAAUGAACGGUCCGAGCAAAGUUGCUGCUUGAAUUAGUUGCAAAAAAAUGGUGUUUAGUUCUAGGUUUUAUUGAUUUGUGUUUUCAUGAAUUUCAUAUAUUUUCUUUU